Molecule: messenger RNA, 2729 nt
Organism: Rhinichthys klamathensis goyatoka
Lineage: Eukaryota; Metazoa; Chordata; Actinopteri; Cypriniformes; Leuciscidae
Gene: fam110b
Product: family with sequence similarity 110 member B
Exons: 3
Coding region: 558-1751 (397 amino acids)
Source: RefSeq, a predicted model, not a curated record
GACCCAAGGCUCAUGAUGCAGUGGGAUUCAAUAAGCUGGUACGGUGCUGCCCAACGCAAGGUUUUCAGCUCCAGUCGAUUGUGAAUGACACGGAAAUAUACUGCAGCAUCCUCAUUCAUUUUAAGUCUUCACGCGCAGAUCAUAAAGGCGUCACCCCCACUGAUAACCUGCAGCAUCUGGAGGACAAGAGCGGCUCGGACAGCAGCUCGGAGCCUGUUAAAACCUGAGCCACACAGAGCCUUGGCCAGGAACAAAUGAGCAGCGACAAGGCUUUUCCCCACAAUCAUCUGGUGCUCCCUCCCAGCUGGCUGAGUCUGACAGGUUGUGCUGACACUGACUGGAGCUGAGUGCUCUCUUUUUCCGUUGUGCGGGGCCUGGCUGCGUGGAGGAAGUGGGAGAUAAUUAAUGAGCUGUGAAUAUGAGGCCUCACUGCUGACAGCCAGUGGAGACGGGAUUAAUAGUCCGGUCAUCUGGCUUGAUGUGUGUGCCUCCAGGCUGCCCCUUGACGAGAGUCCACUGCGGAAUCCACCACGGCGGCCGCCGAGAGACCAGCAGAGAUGCCCACCGAGACGCUGCAGGCAGAUAGCAAGCCCGCCGUCCAGGGUGGGGCCUUUGCGUCUGCCGUCCCACUCCGCAUCCUCAACAAGGGGCCCGACUACUUCCGACGCCAGACUGAGCAAAACCCGAAGCGGUUGAGUGCUGUGGAGCGUCUCGAGGCCGACAAGGCCAAGUACGUAAAGAGCCAGGAGGUCAUAAACGCUAAGCAGGAACCCAUCAAGCCACAGGUACUAGCCAAGCCCCCUGUCUGCCCAGCUCCUGUCAAGAGGAAUGGUGGUGUGGGAUCUGGCUUGAAGUCCUCCAACAACAAUGCCAAGUCGGACACCUGCGCAACCACCACCAAACGGGAGAAUCUCAACCUGGAGAUCCUGAAGAACAUCUUGAACAGCUCCUCCUCAUCCGAGGGGCCUGCCAAGGGGACGUCUUACAAAGUCGGGGCACGCAGCUGGGCGCCGCAUCGCUCAUCCGAGCUGACGGAACCUGGAUGUCGUUCUUUUACCGACUCGCUCAAGGUACCAUCUUCCACGCAAGGUCGACACAGUCCACAGGGAGGCAACUUGAACCUGAGUCGCAGGCUGCUGGAGGAAAGGUCGUGCGAGGCCGUUGGUGAGCGCUCGACGCUGCAUGCCUCCCACAGCUCCUCAGACAUUCGCCGCAUGUGCAAUGGCAAGCCACUGAGAGCGGCCCGUAGCAGCAGCUCUUCCGCACCACCACUGCCGCCCAAGCCUAGUGCUAAGGCCUUGGCUGCUUGUGACAAUGCACCCCGCUCCCCUGAAAGAGAGACACUGGCCAGCACUGCUACAGAGUUGGAGUUGGGCAAUUCUGUGGCCCGCAGGCCCUCUCUGCACCGCUCCAAAUCAGACCUGAGUGACCGCUAUGCUCGGGCCGGCGCAGACGUGGAGCGCUUCUUCAACUAUUGUGGGCUGGAUCCCGAGGAGCUGGAGAGCGUAGGUGUGGAAAGUUUUGCCCGAGCGAACUCUGACAUUGUGUCACUCAACUUCCGUAGUGCCAGCAUGAUCAGCUCGGACUGUGAGCAGUCACGGCAUAGCAACGACGACCUGACCGAUGAAGAAGACGAUGCCGGGGAGCGUGUUCCCUAUGGAAUUUCUGCCGUUGAACGGAACGCCCGGGUCAUUAAGUGGCUCUACAGCAUCAAGCAGGCGCGGGAGUCUCAGAAAGUCUCCCAUGUCUAAAAGAGGGAGCAGACCUCUCCAACCCAAUCUGGACUUGGUACCUGCUUAUUUUUGCAAUCCAUGCACUGUCUUUGAAAUCUCUAAAGAUUACAUGGCAAAGCCUUUUGAGUUGACGGCUCUUUUUAGUCGCUUUUUUGCAUUCAGUGUUCGCUGUCUUCUGAAUCUGCAUGACUCCUUAGACACUCAGCCUCUUUGCGGCCUCAAGGUAAUGCAGCUCAUGUAGGAACCUCUUGAAAGAUGGUUGCGUCAAUGCCAUCUCUGUGCUGAGAACAACUCAUAUUUCCUUUUUUCUUUCUGCCUCUGUCUAUCAAACGUCUUGAUGCCAGCACUUUUCAGGUGCUUCUUAUUUCACUUGGGUGCACUGAGCCAGGAAGCCAUAUUGGUAUGAAUGCAGAGCUGCAGUGUGUUUAGACUUCUUUUGAUCCUCUCUCUCUGUCACUUUUUUUUUAACUUGUUCUUAUGAUGGAUAUGAGCUGUAUGUAUAUAAACCUCUGUGAAUAGGCGCAGCAGAAGCAUGUUUUAGUCUAUUCUCGAGAUCUCCCCCGCCCGAUUUGUCUUGGUCAGCCUUGCACUGGUCAUAUUGUUCCAGCAGUAUCAUGACACCAUUCAGCUUCAUGUGGUUUGUUUUCACUUUGUCUGUCAUCCAUAAAUUGUUUUAUUUUUGUGGUACUAUUGUUUCGAAAGGUGUAAAUGCUGUAAGAAUAUGUAUAUCAUUUUCAGAGUUGUCUGAAAAGAAUUGUGUGAUGACGAGUCUGCUAUGUUCCUCCGUAGCUCCUGGUCUGUUUGUUCCCCCUUUGGGCUUGCAUUGCGAGGCUGUGUGAGACUUUGUCCAUGAACAAAUCUGUAUGACACUGUAGCUGCAAUGACAUAUAUGUUCGGUAUAUUGAAGUUUGAGCUGUUACUUAAAAAUUCCAUCAAAAUGUUUGUUCACAUUUAGUUCUUUUUCAUUUCAAUAAAUGGCUGAUUUUGCCAACUUUU